Messenger RNA from Recurvomyces mirabilis, 351 nucleotides. RefSeq names its product Eukaryotic translation initiation factor eIF-1 (gene SUI1). The record is from RefSeq and is a predicted model, not a curated record. NCBI's taxonomy places the organism in Eukaryota, Fungi, Ascomycota, Dothideomycetes, Mycosphaerellales, Teratosphaeriaceae. The transcript is spliced from 2 exons. Gene Ontology annotation, biological process: translational initiation. The coding region runs from base 1 to 351 and encodes 116 amino acids. Gene Ontology annotation, molecular function: translation initiation factor activity; ribosomal small subunit binding; RNA binding. Gene Ontology annotation, cellular component: eukaryotic 43S preinitiation complex.
AUGACUUCCAUCGAAAACCUCAAGUCUUUCGACCCCUUCGCCGAGGCCGAUGCGGAUACCGGAGACUCUACCAAGCAGUCGCAGAACUACAUCCAUAUAAGGAUUCAGCAGCGCAAUGGUCGCAAAACCCUGACUACCGUCCAAGGCCUCCCAAAGAAGUUCGAUCAGAAGAAGAUCCUCAAGGUCAUCAAGAAGAAGUUCGCUUGCAAUGGCACUAUCGUGCACGACUCGGAGAUGGGCGAGGUGAUUCAAUUGCAGGGGGACCAGCGCAAGGAUGUGCAAGAGUUCCUCGUGGACAAGAAGGAAGGAUUGGAGCUAGAUGCCAAGACCAUCAAGGUCCAUGGUUUCUAG